This is a messenger RNA of Scylla paramamosain (green mud crab), 8668 nucleotides long. RefSeq names its product rap1 GTPase-activating protein 1-like. Gene Ontology annotation, molecular function: GTPase activator activity. Gene Ontology annotation, cellular component: cytoplasm. Gene Ontology annotation, biological process: activation of GTPase activity; regulation of small GTPase mediated signal transduction. The record is from RefSeq and is a predicted model, not a curated record. The coding region runs from base 1643 to 2854 and encodes 403 amino acids. The transcript is spliced from 12 exons. NCBI's taxonomy places the organism in Eukaryota, Metazoa, Arthropoda, Malacostraca, Decapoda, Portunidae.
GUAAUUUUCGAGAAACACGAUAAAAGAGUAGACGAACAAAGACGAAUAAAAACAAAAGAAGAGAGAUAACCGAUUAACUGGAAGGGGAGGAAAAAAAAAAACGUGACUUUCCUCUUUCCCUGACAUGUAACGAGAAAAAAAUAAAGUAAGCAAACAAAUAAACUGAAUAAAGGAAACGAAUGAAAACUCAGAAAAAAAAAUUACAAUAGAAAAAAGAUAAAAAAUUAGCAAGAAAAACAAGAGACAAAAAGAAAAGAAAAAAAGAAACAUCAAACGAAGAGAAAUUGAAUGAACGAAAUUAAAAAAAAAUUGAAUCGAGGAAAAAAAUAGUGAAGACAAAAAUAAACAAUGAACUAAUGUAUAAUGAAAAAAAAAAUAGAUAAUGACUGAAUGUAUAAUGAAGAUCCAUCCAUGUUGUGAGAAGUGGAGUAAAAUUGAUAGUGAAAGUAAGAUUGAGUUAGAGAGUUAAUUAAUCGGAAAUCUAAUUAGUGUUUGACAGAUACGAGAUGAUGACUGGUAUUAGUGAGAAAUUAAGUGUGUGAGUGUGUGUUUGGUGGAAGUGAAAGUUAAAUAAGUGUUUGUUGUUGUUUUUAAGUGGAAGGCUGAAGGAAUACUAGAAGGAGGAUACAGACAGACAAACAGACAGACAGACAGGCACGUAAACAAACAGGCAAAGCGGAUCUUCUACUACUACUAUUACUACUACUAUUACUACUACUACUACUACUACUACUACUACUACUACUAUUAAUGAUGAUGACACAUUCUAAAUCUUACGUUGUGAACAAAACGAAAGGUGUCGAUGGCGCCCUCUACCUCCCACGAGGUCCCGGGCUGGACGACAGGAUGCGGGCUGAGAUAUCCGGGGAGAGAACAUGCUGGACCUGCUGGAGAAGAUGGCCAAGUACCGCAUUGAUGACCAGCGCUGCUCCCUGCCCCACCCCAUCCUCUACCCGACCCAGGGCGUGAGAGAGGGCCCGGGCAAGCCGCCCCCUGACAAGGAAGAGCCCCCGCAAAGGCCUCGAGCAGGACCCGCCUGGAGGAGACCCUGAACCAGCCCCCGCCUUACCAGCAGGUGGUUAUUCCUGACAACGGGGAGUACUGGGACGAGCGGCCAGCGGGGGGCGGCGACCCUGACAUCACCCCCACUAGCACCACCGGCUCCAUCACCAGCACCAUCAACAACAACAACAACAAUAACAUCAACAACAACACCAAUAAGUUUGAAACGGACGAAUCGGCAACCUACUACAGGCGGUUCUUCUCUGGCCAGGAGCACUGGAACUUCUAUAGCGUAGACGCGUCGCAGGGCCCCGUGGUGGUGAGUCAGCGGCGGGAGGGAGACAAGGUGCGAAUACUGGUGAGGCUGAGUGACGGCUUGCACCACGCCUACAUCCCUGCCACCGGCCAGGACCUCAAGCCCGCUGCACUGGUUAAGCGUGUGAAGGAGGACCUGUCGGUGGAGCGGUUCAGCCCUGUGGUGAGCCCCGAGGCGCCGCAGCUCAUCCUGGAGUACGACGAGCACGCCCUCAAGAACCAAUUCAAGUUUGGCCUCAUCGUGCAGCGCUUCCGCCAGACUGUGGAGGAGCAGCUCUUCGCCAACACUGGCCACUCCCCUGCCCUGGAGCAGUUCCUCAGCCUCAUGGGGCGCAGAGUCAAGUUGAAGGAGCAUGAGGGGUUCAAGGGCGGCCUGGACACACAGUUCGGGCAGACUGGGGAGGAGAGCCUGUAUGAGGUGUUCCGGGAAAAGGAGGUGAUGUUCCAUGUGUCCACCAUGCUGCCCUUCAAGGAGCAGGAUCCCCAGCAGUUGGAGCGCAAGAGGCACAUCGGCAACGACAUGGUGGCGGUGGUCUUCCAAGAGGAGAACACGCCCUUCGCCCCAGACAUGGUGGCCUCUCACUUCCUCCAUGCCUACGUGGUGGUGCAGCCCAUCGACCCCUGCACCCCCAACACCAGGUAUCGGGUGAGUGUUACAGCAAGGUCUGAUGUCCCCUUCUUCGGCCCCACACUUCCGCCUUCCUCUACCUUCGCCCACGGUCCACUUUUCAAGGAGUUUCUGUUGACCAAGCUAAUCAACGCGGAGAUGGCCUGCUACAAGGCACACCGAUUUGCCAAGUUGGAGGCACGCACUCGCAGCUCGCUCCUCACCACCCUCGUUGAUGACCUGCGGAACAAGACGAGUGAGUUCCUGGGCCAGGCGGAGGUGCAGGAGGCCCCCAAGGUGGAACCCCCGACCACCCGGUUCAGGGACAUUGUGGCCUCACUAAUAGGCCGCAAGAACCAGGAUGGGACCAGCGCACCAGGGGGAAAGAAGCCACCCCAGACCCCGAACACCUUGGUGACUAUCACUCCACAGAGCACCCGCAGCAAGGGCAGUGGGGAGAGCAGCGGGCCACGGACACCCCCUUCCAGCCCAGACACCACACCCAACACUCACCUGGCACACUAUGAGAGUGACGACUCCUCCCUCAACUCCAUGGACAUUGACACCCACCCCCACCCACUCAACGAGGACUCCGACACCGGCCUGGAGUCCAUGUCGUCCGCUGAGACCCCGCACAAGGUGGCUGCUGCGUGUCCGCUGUGUGGGGGCCAGGAGGAGGGUCCCUGUGCCCUCCACGCUGACCCCGAGGCCGUCCUGCGCCAGGUGGAGGCUCUCAAGCAGGAGAUUAACAAGCUCAAGUGUGAUAAGCUGGAUCUCCUAAGGCAAAAUGUGACUUGCCAGCGAGAUAUUAAGAAACUCAAGGAGAAAGAAUUAAAACACGCGAGUGAUCUUGUGUCUGCCACGAAGGAGAUCGCAAGGCUUCAGGGUCUGCUCAGCGACUUUGGGACGGGCCAGGUGUCCGCUGUGUGAGGUCAGGGCAGGUCAGAUGUGGCUGGUUUGUCCCCUCCCCUCCCCAGUGACCUUGUAGCGUGGAGCUGAGGUCAAGGGUUAGCACUGUGGUGUGAAAAGAGGUCAGAGAGGUGUGUGUUAUACCUGGCCACCUCUCUUUUUCUCUCAUUCUCCCUCUCCCCAAGGUGAAUGGAAUGCAAUGAGUGUCGAUCUGUCUUGUCUUGUCAAUUUUCACUGUGACGUUAUCUUUGUAAGGUUCUAUUUGAGUCAUCUUUGUUUUGUAUUUUGUUUUCUUGAGUGUCUUGAUCCUCCUCCUCUUCUUUAACUUUCAUUCCUCCACCCAAACAAGUGAUCUUGCUCCUCUUAACACAGUCAAGCUUCACUCUUUGUUCCAUCCUCUUCUUCCAGUCCAUCUUUUUUUUUUUUUUUUUUUCCCCCACAGUCGUUAUUUCCCUCCACUCAAUUCAACUGAUCGACAAAAACUGGUUCUGGAGGAGUCGUGUCUGCGUGCAAGCGUAGCAGUGCUGUGAGGGAGAGGCUGAGCAUGCAUGCGUGCGUGCGUCCCAUGUGUGCGUGCGAGAGUGUGAGCACGUGAGUCUGUGUACGUGAUUUGCUUGUCUGUCUGCCGCCUCUUUCACACUGGCCAAAGAUGAUACCAAAGUGUGUACAUAAUUGUGGUACAGACCAGUGUGGUUGACAAGAUAAACAAAAAAAAAUAACUGAGGGUGACAGAAAUAAUGUUAAUGCCCUCAAAAAAAAAAGUAUAAAUAUACAUAUAUAUAUGAUUGGAAAAGAAAGAGCAGUGGCGGCAACAACUGUGAACUCUGAACUGUGGAACCUCCCUCCCUCCUCCCUCUUACCUGGAUCAAGGACACAAGGCUGGCCAGCAACACUCUGCUGGGCCGGGAACAAAAAGACAGACAGUGUGUAGCAUUUAUUAUCCACUUGUUCAAAAAGCAGAAAAAGAAAAAAAAGAUUGACAUGUACUGUACCUUAAUCCAACCCGUACGCCGUUUAUCCUUCCGUAAGGCUCACCAAGUGUAGGUAAAGGUGAGAUUUCUGUUGUCACCUUGUGUACAUUGAUUCUUAUUGUGCUUGUUUCCUUCCAAGACACAAACAUAGACACACAAUCCCACACAUGUAUAGAUUAACACACACAUGCACGUACAUACACAUACACACAGACAUACACAAACUUUUCCCAGCUUAUUAUACCAAAUAUGUAGGUUUAAGUUGACGCGAGAGGAUCCUGCAGUUUUUAGUCAUUCCCAGAUUUGUAUAAUAUUCCUGCCCUCAUUACUAUCCGUUGGCAACUUCCUUUCUCCUCUCAUCGUCCAGUCACGUUAUUUUUGUGUCCUUGUCUUGCCUUCCAUCCCGUGAUUGUGUUACUGACGGCAGACAGCAGCACUGCCCCCAUCAGUGUUCCAUUAGAGGGAAAUUUGAAAGAUGAUUCAUACUUGUGAUCCACUUUGUGAUGUGAGGAGGAGGUGUAUGUGGUGUGUGGAGGAGGAGAAGCAGAUGAUUGUUGCUUCCUGGUGAUGUGAAGGAAUGGUGUUUUCUUGAGUCAGGAAAAUGAGUAACUAUUUUCCUUGGUGACUAAAAGAAGGAAGAUGUAGCAAUUUCUUUCCAACAUUUGGAAGAGUGAUUCUUAAUGCAAUUAGAUCCUCGGUAAUAUUAAAAGAAUAGUUACUUAAAUUCCUUCCUGUAAAAUUGGUAAUUCAUUUGGCGGCACAAAAGAAGGCAUGGUUUUCUUGCAAGUCAAUGACAUCAACAAAGGAGGAGUUGUUUGUGAUGCAGUGACCAGUGUGGGGAAUGAGCUCAUCAUGCUGGUGCUGCUGUGUUAUGGUGUGGGAAGCAUCAAGGAGCGCUGAGUGUGUGAGUGUGUGUGUGUGUAGCCACUAGCAAGGAAGGUCAGGAUUGGUGACUGUCUACUAGGCACCUCUGUGGACCCACAUUACCCGUGUGCUGUGUCUUCGUGCCAUUGGUGGCCUGGCGCGGCAGGGAAUUGUCUCCAUGCUGUAGGAGCGAAGUGGAAAAGGUUGCCAAGUAAUUGUAACUAUCUGCCUAAUUGCAUUUGAGAGAACUGCUCAGCAUAGAUCCUAACUUUUUUUUUUGUAGCUCCAUAAUACAUGUGCUAAUAUUUGAGUACAUAAUAUAUAAGAGGUUCUGUAACUCCUAACUAUAGAACUGAACUAAUGGAAUCCAGUCCAUACUUGCUCACAUCUUAUCCUUUGCUGACUUUGAAUGUAGGACGUGUGGAGCGUUGCCGCCUCACGUACACUACCCAAGCUUGAAUCAAGUGUCGAGUGUCAACUGUGGUAACUUAGGUGCUUACUAGAUCAAAUACAUGAAGAUGAUCAAAUAGAUUAGCUUCAAAUCAUCUUGAAUCUUCCUUACUAAUGGUCUGAGCAGCUUGAAGAAUUUGUUCCAAGUUGUGAUUUCAAUUCAAUUAUCCUGUUGUUGAAAGUUUGGCUCCUUUUGGCUUCACAUGUUUGUUGUUCAUUUGUCCCUCAAUUUGUGAUCUGAGUAACUGUAGAUGUGCUCUUUUCAUGUUCCCAUAGGAUGCUGUUCCCUCAGUAGCUCAUAGGGUUCAAUAAUGUGUUCAGGACAAAAGUUAUAUCCGCAUAAUUACUGUAGUGUAUACGUACUGAUCUUAUUGGAGACUUUAAUUUUGUCUUGGUUAUGUAGUCAUUAAUCGUUACACUUAUACUUUGAUGUCAUUUAUGAUUCUAAAGGUUGCAUUAGUAAUCUGGGGUGGUGCCAAGAUCAUCUACAGACCAGGAAAUUAUUUUAAACUUCGACAUGAAAACAAAACACAAAAAAAGCGCAUUGCGAGAUGAAUGGAGUAAUGGAAGGCAGUGAUCCUCUUUUGUUUCUUGUGACUUGACUGAGUGACCUGAUGUGGGAUGUUGCAGUCAGGUCAAGGAAGGAGUGACCUUUACUGAGCUUUACUAAGUGGUAGGUCAGGUCAUCUUAGGUAAAUGAAAGUACAUACGUAGGUGUGAGAAAGUGAGAGAAUGAAAACUUCUGAUCAAUAUUAUUAGGAAGAAUGAAAAUGCCGAUGUGUAUUAUUAUUAAGUUUUCUACACAAUUUAAGUUUAAAGAUUCUACAAAGAUAUAUAUAUAUAGAUACAGUAUAUAUAUAUUAUAUUAUAUAUGUCACCACAGCCAAUGAGAGGCAAGUGGUGCGCACAAUGCCUAGUAAGUAUUGCACACAGCUCCCUUCCAACCCUAGGUAUUCAUAACCACCAUAACUGUGUUGCAGGGCCCAGCCACACCCUAGGUAGCUCAGGGUGUUACUGCUAGGGUGUGUAGGCCAUCAGUGUGUAGCUUGCAGGGUGUUACAUAACGGUGUGUCAACAUAAACAAACAACCCGAGGGAAGAAGUAAGUGUGUGGACUCCAGUAAAGGACUCACAUUUCCACUCAUUGGCUCACCUCCAGCAUCAGUGAGCCGUGACAAAACAUUGGAAUUUGUAUUUAUUUUUAUUGUGCUUACUGAUCAUCAGAUGUAUUUAAUUUUUACUUUAUCUUUUAUCUUCUUAUUUUCCGUGAGUCUGCUGGAGGAGUGUUGAUGUGUCUCUCCAGCCAUCAAAGCACCAGGAGGGCAUGAGCAGAGUGUGGUGCUGGUGGUGUGUGUAGCAUGACAUGGUGGUGGUGUGGCUGGACCGCUUGACCCGCCACCUCAGCCAGGGCAGAGCAGGUCAGGUCAGGUCAGGUUGGACAGGAUUAUGGGAGCCACACUGAAAGAGUAGGAGAAUUGUACAAAAAAACUUUAUUUUGCUAUGAUAGGUAGUGGGACCGUGCAGGUGUGAGCUCCAGCCAACAGUUUGGCUUGGGAGGCAUCGGGAAGGUGUGGCGGUGGUGUGCAGGUGUGGCCGUUUGGGUGUGACCUCACUCUCUGGGUGCUGCUGUGUCUCAUGUGUCCGGGACAGUGGUUCUUAGGAUGAAUCUUGGACGUACAUCCUAAUUUGGUAAUGAAGCAAUAAUUUUGUCAUACUUUUCUAUUGUUAUUUUGUUGCUAUUUGAAUCUGUAAGUGGAUGUCUCAACACUGGUGUAGUUUGGGAAUCCUUCAUGAAAAAUUGUCAAAUUGGGAGGCUUCCAAUGUUCCCAAGUGCUGAUAUGAUGUAAAUUUGUAACUGCAGGUCGCAAAAUUUGUAUUUCUCAAGGUCACUAACUGCUCAGAAAAUUUAUUAUGGAAUUAAAUUAAUCAUAAGACAGAGAGACCAUAUCUUUAUGGAAUAUGCAAGGAACUGUUUUGCUUUAAGAGACCAGAAUACAUAUUCACAUAAUUCAUAGUACAAUGGGAUGAAGUACAUGAAAUCUGAAGAAAAAAACAUAUAAACAUAAAAUCACAUGUAUGACAACGACAUGUAUAAUGAUGUCAUACUUAAAAAUACUUCAUGAUUAUCUUUAGUAAAUAAGGUUUUGUAGAAGCACCAUGAUUUUUAUGUCAAAGUAUUACUGGGCGUGUUUGGCACAAAGGUAAUUGUACCAGAGUAUAUAAACUGAUUUCUAUUCCUGUACCUUGGAGAGUAAGGUGAUGACUUGAAAUGAAGUGGUGGUGAUACACCAUUUUGUCUUCUGAUGUACAGACCCAUCACGAGCCUUGCUUCAUUAUUUUGUCACAGUUUGUAUUGUUACUUCACUGAUUUGAUAUUGCCCUUAGAAACUGCGAUAUUUAUUGUUUUCUUAUUGAUUUUGUAUUGUGUGAUAACUUUCUUUUACUUAUGGUGAUCAAUAAUUAAGAACAGGACACAUAUAUGAAAAGGAAGAACAUGCUGGUCUUCUACAUCGGGAACCAACAGUUUUGUGUGAGCUGUGAGGACAGACAGAGGCCCAGUGAAGAGGAGACACUUGCAGCGGGCUGGUGUAUAAUGACUGUCAACCACAUGAAGGAGUGAAAUAAAUCAAUUCAAAACCAAUAUGCAGUUUCCAAACCAGUGAUCUAGAAAUGAAGAAGUGAACAGAUUUUUUGGUCAUCAAAACAAGUUCACUUUCCUUGUACAUUUUCUCGUCUUGCAAGUUUGUUUUAUUGGCAUAUUUGAUUCAGAGACCAUGAGAUUGGAUAACAAAAUCAGUUCAAAUCAAAGUGAAACUGCUUGGUGGCUGCUCCAAAUGGUGUGCCUGCCUUCCAAAAGACAACCAAUACAAACAGCACUCAGGAAUUCAGUAGGAGCGCCACACAACCUUGCAAGCACAAUGGCUCAAGGAAAGAAGGAUUAUACAUACAAGACACAAUAAGCUUGCGCACCUCUUUUCUCCAUCACUGGUAAUGCCAAACUGUAUGUACAUUCACAAUUCAGAAUCAAACUAUCUGGAUGUGUCACUAAACAUGGCAUCUCUUUACAUACGCCAGCCCCACAACUACAGAAGAGCGAUAUAAUACUUGAAUGUGAUUUCCCGCACUAAGGACCCUAUUCUGAAACAUGCGCUGCACCUCGACUACUUACAAAAGGCUCUAGUUGAAGUUACACGGCUUUUCAAGGUUCUUUUUAUGGUUUCUACAUUAUUAACAGGAAAAACGCUCUUGAGAAAUAGGUUAAUCAUCUCUGGCCUUUAAAAAUAGUCGUGGUGAGAACAGAGCGUUUCAGAAUACGGGACUAAGUUAGAAGCAGAAGUAUUAGGCCAGUCUUCUCUUCACGGAUCUCUGUCCCCGAGGUUCAUAGACGUAAGAGAGUAAGGAAAGAACUUGGGAUGUUUUAGUAUCGCCGCAAAGGUAUACCAGCAGACGCCAGAGAGCGUGUGCGCGUCCCUGGCCCUCGUGUGCGCCACCUGUACUGUCCACCAUGAGUGCUGCUUGUGUGCAUAUGAAGUAAACAUUAACCAAUCUGU